UAUUUAUGGCUCCCUCUGUGUUCAAUGUUGGACAGGCAUUUCGUGCUUGAUGACCGGGCGUUUCCGAUCCUGGCAGUGUAGGAAGUGCGAUAAAAGAUGGCUGCAACACUGAGACCAUACCUUAAUGCUGUGAGGUCAACAUUGACCGCUGCUAUGUGCCUAGAAAACUUCUCUUCACAAGUUGUAGAAAGACACAACAAACCAGAAGUAGAAGUCAGGAGUAGUAAAGAAUUAUUGUUGACACCGGUGUCAGUGAGCAGAAAUGAAAGAGAGAAGGUUCUAAUAGAAGGUUCAAUCAACUCGCUCAGAAUAAGCAUCGCCAUCAAGCAGGCUGAUGAAAUCGAGAAGAUCCUUUGUCACAAAUUUACCCGCUUUAUGAUGCUCAGAGCAGAUAACUUCUUCAUUCUUCGAAGAAAACCUGUAGAGGGGUAUGACAUCAGCUUCCUCAUCACAAACUUCCACACAGAGCAGAUGUUGAAACACAAGCUGGUGGACUUCAUCAUCCAGUUCAUGGAGGAGAUCGACAAGGAGAUCAGUGAGAUGAAGCUCAGUGUGAAUGCUCGUGCUAGGAUUGUCGCAGAGGAAUUCCUUAAAAGGUUUUGAGGAAUGCCACACCUUAGCUCUUCUUCAUGUCUUUUAUACACCAAACCAUUCAGAGUCUGGCUCCCAGGACCCCCGAUGUACAAUACAUUCCUUGGACAAGGGCAACUUUUUUUACACCUUGUACUCUGACUUUAAAUACUCUACCAAAAAAAAAAA
Strongylocentrotus purpuratus (purple sea urchin) is the source of this 759-nucleotide messenger RNA. Its product is annotated as actin-related protein 2/3 complex subunit 4. The record is from RefSeq and is a predicted model, not a curated record. Gene Ontology annotation, molecular function: actin filament binding. Gene Ontology annotation, cellular component: actin cytoskeleton; Arp2/3 protein complex. Bases 97 to 603 code for a protein of 168 amino acids. The transcript is spliced from 6 exons. NCBI's taxonomy places the organism in Eukaryota, Metazoa, Echinodermata, Echinoidea, Camarodonta, Strongylocentrotidae. Gene Ontology annotation, biological process: Arp2/3 complex-mediated actin nucleation; actin filament polymerization.